AUGGACGCGUCUGGAUUGAUUUUGAAUCUCGUGCAGAAAGCCACGAUCAAGACAGAAACGAACGAGAAAUGCCCGAUCAACAACGAGCUCGUUACCAACGACGAGGAGGUUCCGUCUACUGAUCAACGGACGCCCAUCGCCAGGCCUUAUCCUCGCAAUUUACUCGAAAAAUCGUGCGACGAUUGCCAGCCGGACGGAUCAGAGAGUACGAUAUUCAAAGUGUCUUUGAGAAAGGCUGACGAAGAUCCUGAAGCUGAGAAGGAAAAUAGUUCGAGGAAAAGGAUCCGCACGGAGCCGAUUUCCAGCGAUCGGGAAAAGUGCGGCGAACAAGAGAAGAUUUUCGUGUUGCGGCAGCUAGGUCGAUCGCAGAUACGAUCAGAUGGAUUUCCAGCGUUUCUGUGCAUCGAUGGUCGAAUCGCAGAUGGGAACGAUGCUAAACGAAAAAUUCCGAGGCCGGCGAACGCGUUCAUGCUGUUCGCCAACGAAUGGCGGAAGAAGCUCGCCGCCGAGAAUCCUCGGGAGUCAAACAAGGACAUUAGCGUGAGGCUGGGAAUCCUUUGGAAGAACAUGACGAAGGACGUGAAGGAGAAAUACUUCGCCCUCGCUCGGGAAGUGGACGCGGAACACAAGAGGAAGUAUCCCGUGACAUCCCUAGACACUAACCAUCAGAAGCUAUCCUCUGGCACUGUUGUCCUGCGGCCAUAUCAUCUUUAA
This is a messenger RNA of Dufourea novaeangliae, 714 nucleotides long. RefSeq names its product transcription factor Sox-10-like. Gene Ontology annotation, molecular function: RNA polymerase II cis-regulatory region sequence-specific DNA binding; DNA-binding transcription factor activity, RNA polymerase II-specific. Lineage: Eukaryota; Metazoa; Arthropoda; Insecta; Hymenoptera; Halictidae. Bases 1 to 714 code for a protein of 237 amino acids. The record is from RefSeq and is a predicted model, not a curated record. The transcript is spliced from 4 exons. Gene Ontology annotation, biological process: anatomical structure morphogenesis; regulation of DNA-templated transcription; cell differentiation.